Molecule: messenger RNA, 1573 nt
Organism: Phoenix dactylifera (date palm)
Lineage: Eukaryota; Viridiplantae; Streptophyta; Magnoliopsida; Arecales; Arecaceae
Source: RefSeq, a predicted model, not a curated record
GCAACAUCACAGCACAGCAGCCAUCCAUCUCCCCUUCUUUCCAUCAAAUCUUCUCUCUCUUUUCUGAUACCCGGGGGAGAAGAAACGGAGAGAGAAAAUUUAGAAGAAUCCCCACCCUCCAAGGACUUCAUCGGCCCAGCUGGACCAGGAGUUUAUGUGAGGGAAGGAAAACAAAACCAAAACCAAAAGGAGAAGGGAUUGAUAGGGUGCCUUGCAGAUAUGUGCAUCGAGCCAACCAAAUACCUCUCUCUUUCUCCCACCCAAAGCAAAACUACCACCCCCCAACUUCCCAAAAUGCCCCUCUUGAGGCCAGGGAACUCUCCACCUCCCUUCCAUCAAGGAAGAAAACUCCUACCACGGCUCCUGUUCCCGUUUUAUAUGGGGCCUUUGCUGCCCCUUUUUGGUCACGGUCAGACAGAGAAAACAGGGCAAGGAGCCUCUCUCCCCUCUAUCUCCUCGCCUCUCUUUUCUUUGUUUCGUUGCAAGUUGGUGUCUUUUUGCCUCCUCCCUUCCUCCUGUGGUUAUCUUUUUCUUUGCCCUCUCUCCUCCUCCUCCGCCUUUUUGUCGCUCUGAGGGUGGUGGGUGAUGGUGAUGAAGAAGGGGAGGAGGGUGGCCGUGGAGUCUUCUCCAUCGUCCCGUUUUUCGCUCGGGGAGGAGGCUCGGGCGCGGUACAGGCACCAGAGCCUCUUGCAGGACUAUGAGGAGUUGCUAAAGGAAACUGAAGCAAAGGAGAAGCAAUUGCAAAAGGUCAAUCAAAAGAAGCUUAAGCUCCUUGCUGAAGUCAAAUUCUUGCAGAAAAGGUACAAGUGCUUAUUGAAGAAUCCAUUGCAAAAAACCACAUAUAGACUGAAAAAGGGGUCAUGCAAAAUCCCAUCCUCAGUGCUUUGCCAUAGUGAAGCACCAAGUCCAGUGACUCAAAAUGAACUCCAUAAAAAAGAUAGAAGUUACAUAGCAAGAGAAGCCAUGGUCCCGAGCACUUCUGCAGUAUUAGAUUUAAACCAGGUUUCCUUACCGUUGCAGAAUGGUGAGGAAAUGGAGGAGUUUCAAGUGGAAUGGGAGACCAUGAAGGUUGAUAAGUUGAACAAGUGUUCAACAGACGGUGACCCUGCUGCAAAUGAUCUGAAGCUAUUGAUCUGCCGAGAUGUUGGGAACGGAGCGAACCGUGCUGGAAAGAGGAAAAUUACAUGGCACGACCAGGUAGCUUUGAAGGUGUAGAACCCUUUUGUGGAUACUGGAUGAAAAACUCGUCCUGUUAUGGCCGCCUCAUCAUUCACCCAUGAAGUUUACCUGUGUUAGAAAUCUUUGUAUUGUAAAGAAAACUCAAUGGUCAUUAGGUAUAGAUGUCUUCCACGUGGAUCUUUUUUAAGCAGUAGAGGGGAUGUCUGUGCUAUGAAGAAUCAAUUUUUUGUUGUGUUGUUGAAAGACAUAAUUUUGUUCUCAAGAAUUCAUGGGCAAGAUGCUAAAAGGUAAUGCUGAUGAGUUUAAUAGAUUGGUGAAUACCUUAUUAAUACUGUACCUCAAUUAACAUGAUAAAACCAUUCAUGAAUGAUGAAGAAGGGAAAGUUCAUUGUCA